Molecule: messenger RNA, 1093 nt
Organism: Exophiala mesophila
Lineage: Eukaryota; Fungi; Ascomycota; Eurotiomycetes; Chaetothyriales; Herpotrichiellaceae
Exons: 2
Coding region: 132-950 (272 amino acids)
Molecular function (GO): oxidoreductase activity
Source: RefSeq, a predicted model, not a curated record
CGCUGAUUGACGCAAGUCUAGGCACUUCUACCGACAAAAUAGACGACAAGUCAGACACGAUCAAGUCUGAAGCUAGCCGAUCCCACUAACAAACAGGACUUGACUUGUUUAACGGCUAACAUCACGUCGCCAUGGACGAACGCGAGCCUCAAGAAGUCCCUACCAUCGAUGUACCACGAGCCCAAGUCUUUGACAGUCUACGUGGGAAGGUGGCCAUCGUGACUGGAGCUGCGACAGGGAUGGGGAGAGCGACUGCCGAGAUAUUUUCUGAAGCGGGUGCUCAAGUCGUCAUUGCCGAUAUCAACGACAAGCUCGGCCAACAAGUCGCCGACGGUAUCAACAAAGCGGGUGGUCAAGCUUUGUUCGUCAAGACCGAUGUGUCUGACUCUGCUUCCGUUAAGGCGCUCGUCGAGGCAACGGUCGCCAAAUUUGGGAAACUAGACGUCGCAGUCAACAAUGCCGCCCUCACCCCAGACAGAACGCCGACUGAGGAUUUCGACGAGGCAUAUUUCGACCGGGUUAUCGCUGUCAAUCUUAAAGGGCCUGCACUAUGUAUGAAAUGGGAAUUGCAGCAGAUGAUCAAGCAGGGUCAUGGAGGGUCCAUUAUCAACAUCGCCUCUAUCAAUGCGUUCAAACCCCAGUUCAACAUGCCCGCGUACACUGCGAGCAAACAUGCUGUAGUGGGUCUGACCAAGUCCGCGGCGCUGGAGAAUGGGCAUCGAGGCAUCAGAGUCAACACCAUUGCCCCAGGGGCAAUUCUGACCGAGAUGUCCGUAGCCAGUCUCAAAACCAUUGGAACGACUCAUGAAGCUUUCCGUGAUGUUGCCUUUCUGAAGCGUUGGGCGGCGCCUCAUGAGGUUGCUCAAGGUUCCUUGUGGCUCGCGUCGGAUGCCGCAUCUUAUGUGACGGGUAUCACUCUUCCGGUUUGUGGAGGCUACUCGGCGCAUUGAAAGGGUUGUGUCAAGCAGAGCGAUAAUUCGGUUUUGGGAGAUGGUAACAGAGGAGAAUCUUGUAGCUCUCUUUGCAUAUUUCUGUAUUGUUCUCACAACCAUAAGUAGAGACCAUGCUCAGUUCGGCCAAUGCAUAUCAGCGU